AUGGCUCCUGGCUUUGAGGCGGCCAUGUACGUGAUCCAAGAGAUCCCCGGAAAGGGGUUCGGUCUGGUCGCCACCACGAAGAUCCCUCGAGGCACGCGGAUCCUGUCAGAAGAACCCAUCAUCACCAUCCCGGAGCACGCCCUCGACAUGGAGUACGUCAAGUCCAGCAUCGCCAAGCAGGUCGCACGCUUGAGCCGUGCCCAACGCGAAGCCUUCCUAUCGAUGCCUUCGAUCCACUCAUAUCAGACCGACGAGGAGCACUACUUGGCCAUCGUGCGCACCAUCGCCCUCCCGAUGGGCGAGAAGGAGGACGGCCAGGACGGCGGCGGCGGCAUCUUCCCCUUAGCCUGCCGCAUCAACCACGCAUGCGACAACAACGCGCAGAAGAACUGGAACAGCACCAUCAAGCGACACACGGUCCACGCGCUGCGAGACAUCGAGGCCGGCGAGGAGAUCACCAUCUUCUACCUCGGGCAGUUGACCAAGAGCGCCGAGCGCCAGGCCGCACUCCGCGCCAAGUUCGGCUUCGUCUGUGCCUGUCGCCUGUGCAGCCUGCCGCGCGCGGAAAGCGACGAGAUUGACAAGCGGCUGGACGAGAUCCAGCAACUGGAGGAGACGAUCAGCCGGAGCGCCAUGACCAUGUCGGCCCUCUCGGCGCCUCUGCGGCAGCUCCGUUAUAUGGAGCGGGAGAUCCAGCUGUACGGCGAAACGGGCCGGAUUGACAUUGGCGUCCCGCUGGCUUACUUUGAUGCUGCGCAGCUCGCGCUGGCGAAAAGUGAUCUCGCGCGGGGACAAAUCUUUCUCAAGAGGGCGCUGGAGGGUUGGACGGACGCGUUUGGAGAGGACUGUGACCAGGUUGUGCGGUAUGGCUUCCUGUUGGGUGAUCCCACGAAGAUGGAUGAUGUUCCCGUCAACUUGUCUCCAGACGCUUUUGAGAAGUGGUUGUGGAAGAGAGAAACGGGGACGCCAAACUCGGGGCCCAGGCCGCCGCAGUUCGCGAAUCUACGGGACCGCUCCGUGUUCCCGAGCUUUUCCGAGCUGCCCAACGAAGAUAGCCUCGACCUUGACUUCUACGAGAUGGUGGAUGGGUCCACGUUGCGGCCGCGGCGUCACUGGUGCUUUUUGGCCGAGAUCGUUGACAUCGGGGCCGAUGUCCGUCUCCGGUUCGCGGUCAGGGACGUGGACGGAGAGAAGAUCGAGGUCGCCUUUCACACGCUGAAGAGAGGGAUAGAAUGGAUCAAUGACGACGUCCGUGUCGGACACACGGUUGGGAUUGCGCAUGCAGAGCGCCAUGUCUUCGCGUUCUCGCCGCCUGGGAUCAGACAGGAAUAUCCCAAUACACUGAGGAUCUUUCCCGUUUCACUGCAGAGGCUGCUCCUCUUGAGUGACAGGAUCGGCGAAUAUGCAAACACGGCCGACGGCACGAGACGCUGCCAUUCUUGCGGUAAAACUGGCUCGUCGUUGAUGAAGUGCGCCCGGUGCUUGAUGUUCUGGUACUGCAACAAGGACUGCCAGAGAGUAGGCUGGAAAUACGACGGUCACAAAAAGGACUGCAAGCUGCUGCAGGACUCCAAGAUCAAGGGGCUGUUCAUGGGUAACUGGUACGAAUACAGCGGUAGAGUUGGCUUUCCUUCGGUGGUUGGCGGACAAGGAAGCUAG
Messenger RNA from Chaetomium strumarium, 1659 nucleotides. RefSeq lists its product as uncharacterized. The coding region runs from base 1 to 1659 and encodes 552 amino acids. The transcript has 5 exons. Gene Ontology annotation, molecular function: protein binding. NCBI's taxonomy places the organism in Eukaryota, Fungi, Ascomycota, Sordariomycetes, Sordariales, Chaetomiaceae. The record is from RefSeq and is a predicted model, not a curated record.